Messenger RNA from Leptosomus discolor (cuckoo roller), 3222 nucleotides. The record is from RefSeq and is a predicted model, not a curated record. Lineage: Eukaryota; Metazoa; Chordata; Aves; Leptosomiformes; Leptosomidae.
AUGGCAGCGCCCGUGCAGGCGCUCGCUGGGUCUCAGCUGGGAAGCGGCAGCUCUGCUUUCUUGGCUGGCUUGACCCCACUGAAGCGUUGCCGCAACCCACACGAAGUGGCCCCUGUUAAACUCUAUGAAAAAGUGAAACGUGAGAUUAAUGUGAAAAAACUUCUGCAAGAGGGAAAAGUGUCUCGACAAGCUGCGAAAGAUGAUGGUAAGAGUGUUCUGCUAGCCCCAAGUGCUCCAAUGUCAUCAUCGGGUUGUCUUAAUGAUCUGGGAAGCCGGACUAAAGAGGAAGAAGGAGGCAGAAGCGAAAGCAUUGAGGAGUGUAAAAUAACUACAAGUCAAGAAGCAAUCGGUUCAGAACUUAACCCGAUCUCAGCUGUAGGAAGUGCUUCCAAGAAGAGUUUUACCAGAAACCCUCGAACUUCUGCUCCAAAGGAGGUGUCAAGAGAGAGUGGUGAAAGUCAUCACGUGCAGGAUCAUAAGGAGCCAAGUACACCAAGCAAACCGAAAGGUGCUGAAGCUGCAACUAAACCCAGCAAAAAGGAUGAUGGAAAUGCAGCAUUUUCACUGCGGCAGUGCUCUAUAGAAUGCUUGGGUUUUGCAGACAAAGUACGCGGCCCUGUAACAGCACUGGAUAGACUAGCACAAACGACAAACGUGGCAAAUGUUUCUGAAGUGGAGAAAUACGUUCUGUCUUUACCAACAUCCAGAUGGAAGGGUCCUCGGUCUCGUUUCACGUCGCCUACUACAGAAAAUAGUGGAAUGAAUCCUGUGAGAACCGACACUCCAACAAUUCGACAAUGUGUGUCAUUGAAACUUAAAUCUUUUUCAGAAAUUUUAGCUGAAACUCAAAGGGAAGAUUCGGUGUGCAGCGGUGAUAGCCUCGACCAACUGUCUUUGGCAGAAAGUAAAGGCUUAAAACAAAGACGAAAUAGUAAACAACACACACCAGGGAAACCUGUAAAAGAAGGAGCGCUGGGAGAAACUUGCGAUCAGGCAAACUUUGUUAACUCCAAAGAGGGACGUCCUGAAACUCCUGCUGCUUUGCCUAAUCCCACGAGUCCCAGCAGAAAUAACAGGCAAAGUAAAGAAUUUUCAAACAAAAGUGUCCUUUCAGAGACACCGGCUUCAGGAGCGUUGACGCCAGACCUGGCAUCUCCUGCUGAUCAGAAAUCCGACUCUGGAAGACCAAGGGGGAAGCGCAGGACCUCUGGACCGGUGAUGGCAAAAGCAUUGGAGAAGAAUGGUGUUGAAGAUCAUCACGAUCAGACUACAGAGAGAAAAGACAGUGGAACUAAAGACGAGCUGGCCACGAAGGGGUAUCGUCAGGAGCAAGGUCUGGAGGAUGCCGGUGUUAUAAGACCUCGUAGGUUGUCAUCAAAGAGAAGGUCUUCUGGAAGUACCGCCACACCGAAAGGCAGCGAGGCUGUCUCAGAAACGAGCAGUUCUGCCCUGUUGGCUGGAGAAGAAUCAGGCAAGACAAAAAGGAUCUCUCAGAAGAGGAAAAGUGGUGAUUUGUUACUUCAGACUUUAGGAAAAAGAAAGAGAGUGUCUUUCGGUGGUCAUCUAAGUCCAGAACUUUUUGAUAAAAGUUUGCCUCCCAACUCGCCCGUUAAAAGAGGGGCGACUCCAGCCAGACUGAGCGUGCCGUUUGGAAACUCGCCACGUGCCGUUCUGAAAAAGGCUCAGGGGCUGAAGCACUCUGCAGCCCAGAAAGAAAAAAUGUCACCAAAAAAUUUGCCAGCCCGGAAGUCCCCAGCGGCCUCAUCCCCGGGCUCUGGGAAGGCAACGCCUGAUUUUACUUUAGGCUCUCCAGCCCCUUACACCAAAGGACGUUUCUCCGUUUCUCUUGUCACGAUGCCGUUACCGAUUGCAGAAGAGAACGAUGCUGUGGUGGAAGACGUGAAUACAAAGGAGAAAAGCGGUGCCCGAGUGAGAUCACCUAAACCUUCUCGUGUUGAUCAAGAUGGUAAAGCCUUUUUAACGGCUACACCUGACAGAUUAAGAAAUGCCCAGCUUGCUCUGAAGGUCACUCCCAUGAAGAGGAGAAGCGGGGCUGUAGCCGUUAUCAACGCAAAAAGGAGGAGUGGGGCUUCUAGUGCCAACUUACUAGAAAGAAAAAUAAAAGGUCAUUUCAGUACAGGUCAUGCAGAGUCACCUGCUACAAUAGUUGUAGGUAGAGCAUAUUCCACCACAGUCAGAACGGCUGGACAGGUCCCUAAAGUGGUGAAAAAUCCUGUCUUGAAGCUCAACAUGAACAUGGAUGAAAGCUUCACAGGAGUGACUGAAAUGUUUCAAACUCCGGAAAACAAGAGUGGAAAACCAUUACCUUUGGUCCCUGUUCAGAGGAUGGAUUUUACACCACCAUGUACUGCAGCAGAAAUCUCUGAAUUGCACACACCUGAAGAAUGUGGAGAGAUGAUGGUGUCACCAUUAAAUAGUUCAGAUGCUUCAGAACAGAAACAAGACAGUCCAGGCAUUUGUUGCUUUCUGAGAGGGGAGUAUCGAGAAUCUAUCUUCAAUGCAAUAUCCACAGAAACUCCUGAAAAAAGAAAAGCUAUGCUGGAAGAAAAUAUUGGUGUGGAUAGUUUGUCAAUAAUUCCAGAAAAACAAGCAUCUCGGGUGAAAUCAGGAAGUAGGAGGAGGACUCCAAAGCAGAAGAUGGAGCCUGUAGAGGCUUUGUCGGGCGUCAAGCGGCUCAUGAAGACCCCAAAGCAGAAGAUGGAGCCUGUAGAGGCUUUGUCGGGCGUCAAGCGGCUCCUGAAGACUCCAAAGCAGAAAUCGGNNNAGCCUGUAGAGGCUUUGUCGGGCGUCAAGCGGCUCAUGAAGACUCCAAAGCAGAAAUCGGAGCCUGUAGAGGCUUUGUCGGGCGUCAAGCGGCUCAUGAGGACCCCAAAGCAAAGAUCAGAGCCUGUGGAGGAUUUGUCGGGCAUCAAGCGGCUCCUGAGGACCCCGAAGCAGAAGUCGGAGCCGCUGAAAUAUCCACCAGUAGAAGACAUGAUUGGGGUCAGCCGUAUUUUCCAGACACCAAAAGAAAAAGCUGAACCCGUAGAAGAUGUAUAUGGUAUUAGUAGAUUAGUGAAGACUCCGCGAGAGAAGCAUCAACCAGUUGAUGAUUUUGUGGGUCUGCAAAGGCUUAUGGCAGAACCCAAACAGAAACGAUCCGAUUUUGAAGUGGACUAUGCUGGAGUUACAGAAAUGUUUGAUACACCAGAGGAAAUUAAG